CGCUCAUAAUGGCUGCUCGUUUUGUUUAGUGUGGGAUUUCUGCGCCAAUAAUAUUGUUUGUGCAAAUAACGUUACGGGAUCGCUAACGAGGAUACUUUUGACAUGAGAACAACACGAGGCACCUUUCUUUCAGCACGGAACACGGAAAGUGCAUUCUGGCAUGUCCGAUCCAAAUAGCAGUGAUGAUGAUGCCUGUGCAUGCAGUGAAGGUCAAGUACGUGGAUCACACAAACGCAAAGAAAUCCACAAUGAAGUGGAAAGGAGAAGGAAAGACAAAAUCAACAUUGGGAUUUUACGGCUUGCGUCUCUGUUGCCAGACAAGGAUCCAAAGAAACAGAGCAAGAAUGGGAUCUUGGAACGGGCAUCUAAUUACAUAACAUACUUGAAAAGCCUGAAUGAAAAGCUGGUUGCAGAUAGAGUCACAGAUGUGGAAGCUACCGUUUUUGCCAGCUUACGAAAGCAGAUCCGGGAGUUGGAGGAGCUGAAUGCCAGUUAUGUGAAGCUGCUCAGUGUGGCUGGUAUUCCCCUCACAAGCUGCCCAGAAGAGAUUUGGGAACAUGCACCACGCAAGUACACCCUGAAAAACUCUCCAGAGAAGCAGCAGGCUUUGUUAUCAGCUGCGAAGGCAUUGACUGUCCCUUGUGCUCAUCAUGGUUCAACCCCAGUAGUGACAGAGUCAACAGGCAAUGUGUGUGUGAGUGUUGCAGUGACGUCGGCUACCACGACAACCACCACAACAGCGUGCAGCAUGGGUGCUAUUGCUACAACAAUGGCUCCUACUUCUACAAACAGUAUGGUAGUGACACAGGCUCUGCCAUCCGCUCCAGUAAUGUCGACAACACAACCGCCUGCCAUGACUAUGUUGCAGCAACAACCCCUGGUUGGCCCCGCGACGGCUGGCAGUGUCAUGUCGCAGCCAAUUCUUGUUCUUAAUGACCAAGGACUGCCUGUGUUGCAAAAUGUGGUCACGUUCCAGAAUACUUCAAUCAUCCUCAACCCACAAGGUGCCAUUACACGGACACCUGUCUCCGCAGUUUCAUUUCCCGGAACUGAAAUGCUUCCUGUUCAGAUGGCUAACCAACUUACAGAUGACCUUAGCCACCAUCAGGUAGCAGCACAGUCAGCCUUAGGGGGAAUUGUGCAGUGUGACCCCACAAAGCCGAAGGAGACGAGGCUUUGUGGCAUGCAUACUCCCGUACAAGGAACUGCAUUUCUUCCUGGACCAGGAGUUGUUAUGAACCAACCUAUGCUCUCAUUUGGGGCUGGAGCCAUGUUAACGAGCCAAAAUGCUGCACCAGCUAUGGGAUCGGCUUUUUUGUUGCCAUCGGGCCAAAUAAUUCCAGUGGUAACACAAGCUCCAGUCAUGGCUGCGGCAUCGCUUAACCAGCAAAAUGCGACGGGCAUUCAUCCCAGUGGAGGCAUUCCCUGUGUCAGUGCGUGUGCCACAUCAAACAGUUUUGUGAACGGGAUGGGUAAAGUAACAACUGCUCACGAUUCCUUGAGGGUAACGGUUACAGGCAGGCCUUGUGCUACAACAUGUCAGGAUCAAGUUAAUAACUGUAGCAUAUCGUCGGCUGCUUCAGCAUGUAGUCCUAUGAUUGUGCCAGCGGGCUCAUCACUACAGAUGCCAUCAAAGUCUCACGCAACGACCACCUGCCAGUCUGUGCUGUCUUCGAAAACCAUCACGUUGCACGAGCAUGCAAAGACGAAGACACCAUGUGUUGUCCACUCUACCUCAAAGCAGCCAUUGUGUUCCAUACGACCAAAGCCACAACAGCCUGUGCCGGACUCUAGUCAGAACAAGCCUAGCGGCGUUCGCAAGGGUAACAAGAAGCUCUUGCAGAGGUCACCAUCGGAGUCUGUUGCUAAGAAGCCACGUAUAGGUGACGCUGUAGCAAGGACAGAAAUGGAAGGUGCGAAUCGUGGCAUGAUGCCAUUACCAGCUGCCGCCACUUCUCAACCAUCGGAGGGCGUAAGCAGUACGAGCAACGUAGUGAGUGGUAUGAGCAGCAAGGAAGCGUCUCCCCUGACCACCGACAUACUGGCACAAGCGACAGAGUCGAUAUUCUCUGCAGGCCUGGCAGAGUUACCACCAUCUUCGGCUGUAGCAGUGACCAGAGCAGAUGCGUGUGGCACAGGUAACAAGGAUAGUGCCCCACAGAGCACCGUUUCAAAUGCGGACUCGCAGGGAGAUGCAAGAUCGAGCAGUGUUCGCACAUACGGCACUUCAAAAUCGGUGGAGAGGCAGAAGGCAUCGAGUAACACGCAACACAGCGAUGUGUGUGGUAGGCUCGAAGUGGUAUCCAAUAGUGAACCAUCUGUUAGCCAGAACACUGUGCAACAUCCUCCUAAGCGAAGUGAUAUAUUCCAACAUGCAUCAGAGAUCACUACAAGAAAUGAAGGUGCAUGUGUGGAACAGCAAGUAGUUCAGACCUCUGUGCUGAAAGAUGUUGACCAUUCUGUGCAAGACGCAGUAACGGGGAACAGCGAGCGUAGAGAUAUUUCAACCUUAAGUUUGCACUCUAUUGUGAUGGAAGAGAACAUUGACAUUUCACCUAGUGUAAGCUCCACAACAUUCACAGAUAGCUAUGUCUCUGCGAGUAACAGCCUUUCAGAAAGUAUUACAAAGAUGUCGGACUGCACUACAUCUAUCCUGUGUCAGCUCACACCACCAAGCAGCAAGAACAGUGAAGAUGGUGGUGGGAAGGCAUUUGUGUCCAGCACUGACAGCUUGGCAUCUGAGAAUGAACUGCCUCUUAUUUUGAGUAUACCCGAUGAUGAUGGGCACGCGUCACUUAACAGCAACUCCAAUCCUGGCCUUUCGUUUCCACCACUGUCUCCUGGAGACCAGCUGGAACAGGAGCUUGGUAACGGCAACAAGGGGGUGGAGAGUUCCAAUAACCUCCCCCCUUUCUCACUUACACCCCCAGUAACGCCCGUAGUAACAACAGCAGCGUCUCCUCUUCUGCAGCACCAAGAUCUGCCAACCAUUACUCCUACUGCAAACAAAGAGAAGAAAACCCAUGAGGGCUCUUUUUCAGUCAACUAUGCCACUGAUGUCUCUGAUGCGUACUCUACGUUGAGGAACCAAGUCCAGGCUACACAAACAAUCAGUGGCAGUAGAAAGCAACAACAGCAGGGUUGCCAGCAUAACGCAGGUGCACUGCAGCCCCUGCAAAGCCUCCCCGCCUCAAAACCGCCUCUGGACAAUUCGCACCAUAAUGCAGGCUUUGUUUCCAGUGCACCUGCAAUGCCACAGAUGAAUGCUAGGAGUCCACAUUUCAGCAUGGCUUCAAACAGCAUUAUGCGCAGUUUUGAAACAGAAUUUACGACACCAAAAAGUGUUGAUACUUCCUUACAUUGCAACAAGGCUCCCCCAUCUCCGUGUCGAAUGGUGAGAGAUAACAGUCGAUCAGCGACUCCAAACAAAACGCAAGCAUCCCAGUUUGCACCUCCUCUCAAUCCAUACCAAAGUGCACCGACAUCGUUCCCAUGCACAUAUCACCUUUCUUCACGUGGGAACAUCAACAGCACAGCUCAGAACCACUCAGCAAUUUCAAACUACUCAGCAGAAGCGCUCAUUGGUCUGUCGACAAGCCAACCACAAUCGCUAUAUCAGGUGUCUCCUGCAUGCACUCAGGAGUCUGGUGUUGCACAGAUGUUGUCAUGCAGUCAAUCCGCAAGAGCUCACAUCUCUUACUCAGCCGAGAGCCUCAUUCAGUCGCAGUCCACUAACAGUAAGAAGGACUCCAGCAAAGAUGCAUCAUUCUCAGGCGGUCCCUCACUUGGUGGAAGACAGCCGUCGUACCAACCGUCUCUGCCACAUCAGAACAUGCAUUCUCAUCAUGUUGCAGCGAGUACACCUCAGGCUAGUCAACAGCCCAUACCAAGCCCAGGUCCCUCGCCCGUUACGCCCGAAAGUAGGCAGCACACGUUGCAUCCGUCCUCGUCAUGCACUACAGGAAAUGCUUCGUAUCACACGGUGGUCAGCGCUGCGUCACAGCAAAGCAGCAGUCACCAGCAUAACCCCAGUACCAUGACACGAGUUCAUUCCGAGGGCAGACCACGUUCACAGCGAACUCCAUCCUCUACAUGCGCAACUGCAAGCACAAGCUAUCACACUGUGGCGAGCACUGCACAGCAAAAUCUCAGUCCAGUACCUUGUGCUGUGACCUCAGAAAGCAGGACCCACACCCUGCAUCCACUGCCACCGUCAUCAUGUGGAUCGCUUGGUACCUACCACAUGACAACAGCGCAGAGGAAUUCGGCAGGUAGCUCUGUGCGGUACCCUCCUCAAGCAUACAAGGACAAUGUGCCUCAUUCAAGUUCCUGUGCAUCGCAGCUGCCCCAACACAUGAGUCACAGCUAUCAGCAAAAUACAGAAAAGAACCCUAUUCAUGGUGUGAUGGCUCAAAACUACCCUUACCCCAACUUUUCAACUGGACAUCAAAGCCCAUCAUGUUUUGGUCCCUAUCCACCACCUCCACCUACGUCAGUUGGGAGAAUGAAUUCGAGCUGCCUCCAAACAAAUCCACGCCAGGCUAGCUUUGGAGGCCACGUCCCCACUCCGGGAGGGCAGCAGCACCAACAGCAAGGGUGCUUGUUUUCAAGCACAGCAAACAGCCCCAUAAUAUCGCUUCCUCCAGAUCUGAGUGCCCAAUGUUCUGGGCCCUCUCCUGUUUUCAGCAGCCUGCCACAGCACUGUAGCCAGCCACCACACCUUGUUAACAACCUCAUUCCUACACCAUUCCAAAUGUCUGGAGCCCAGACAGGAAAUUCAGUACCUCCACCAAUUUUAGGGGAAGUUGAGAAGCGUCGUGAGAAAGGUGUUGCAGAUGGAGGACACUGUGCUGAAGCUGAGAAGCAGAGCAAGUCAUCAAAAUCAAAGAAGGGCAAAUCUUCCUCGAGCAUGACCACUCCCGUGGCGCCUCCAUACUUCCCGGAUUUCUCGAGAAGCGAAUCUCAUCCCCUGCCACCGCUCCCUCCAGUCUCUUCGUCUCUACAGAAGCCACUUCAUAGUGCACCACCAGCGUGGCAGCAGAGCAAGCCCCCGUCACACUGCAUUGACAAUGAGUGCGGACCCCUGUUUCGGCCGCAGUCGCAGAACAGCAUCAACAUCAACUUCCAUGCGCCCGGUCCACCACCGUUCACGGUAAAUCACCAUCACCACCAUCACCACAGCCCAACGCAGAGGGUCCCACAGGUGGCACCAAAUGCAAUGCCCAGUGGCGUUUCGCAGAGCCAUCGUGGGAACUGUGCUGUUGCUCCAUCACAUCACGUGCCGAAUUUCAACCUCAGUAAUAUUUUCCCUGAUAUUGGAACAGGGCCAAACGAUGCCGUGAUUUCAUUGGGUGCGCCAGUUAAGCUUCAGUUACAACAGGAACAUGGUGCUGGUGCAGGGCAGCAGUCCAGGGGAGCGUCCGCACAUUUUUAUCCAUCAGGAAGGGUGUUGCACAAUUCUUUCAAUCCAAUCCUUCCGCCGCACAACAAUUUCGUUCCUCCGAGUCACCAUCCUCCAUCGUUCUCUAAUGUUAUUCCCCCGCUUUCAUUCCCCAUGCAUGAACACUGAAUUUCUUGACCCACGUUCAGACUACUCCAUUGCUCAUGUAGUGUGUUAUGGUUACAGAUAGAGUCUCUAAGGUGAUUUCUCGUGCGUCACAUCAGAGAGCAUGUAAAUUUUUGCUGGCAUUACGGUGUUAUACAUAAGUGCUACGUGCACAGUGAUGCUGUGAUUGCUAGGGUUCCCAGUGACAAGUGUGAUAUUUUAGUCAGUUACUGCGAAGUUUUUGUUGCAUAUUUUGAAGAAUAGAUUCAGACGUUCUCGUGUCAUCCUUAGCACAAGCAGCUGCCUGAGAAAUGUAUCAUUAGAACGCACGAAAGCUUGCGUGUUAGGGUUGGGGGCUGUUAAUUUGGGGUGUGCAAAUAAAAUUUCAAUGCAAAAGCAAGUACUAAUAUCGAUCAGUAUUUUGGGAGAAAAAGUCUUGGAAGCUUACGUGCUUGCAUAUUACAAGACCUACUAAAGUAAGUGUCUAUACUGGAUGCAUGUUGAAAGCGAUAGUCAGCCUCAGUGAAGCCUGAUAUUUAAGAUUCAUCGAGCUUGCCAUUGUACAUGUUACUUUAAAACUAUCGGAACAGAUACGUGUGUUCAAAAGUACCAAAAAGUUGCACAUGCUUAAAAUUGUUAGUACUAGAGCUUUUUUCUUUUUCUGUGUGAUAUAGCACGUCUUGCAAAAGAAUUCAUUUCUAUUGAAAUAUGGGAUGCGGAUGACUCUUGGUGACAGUGAUACAGUCACUGUGGAAGUGUAAGUUUAAACGUACUGAGUUUUGAUAAUAAGCUGAUAAAGGCUAUGCAAGGGUAUUUGGUACCUGUGUAGGUAUCGUCAGCACUGACAUCCAUGGGUACACCAGGAAUUGUGUGUUGUAUGAGGUUACCAUGCAUCAUGGCCAUAACACAAUGCAGGAGGUCACUAGGGUGCUGUGUCACACUUUUGAGAACGUCCCUAGUGCAGAAAUAAAUCUUAAUCUAUUUCACUAGCAACCGUAGAGCCACUGGAAUAGAUACAUUUUUUGCAAGUUUUCAUGGAUCUGGUACGAUGGAUUGGAUUGUUUCACUUUUUGCUAAAUUAAAAUAAAAAAUUAAAUGUUUUUUGGGCUUUGUGGGGGUGUUACACUCCUUAGAAUCCUGCCCAAGUUACUGAUGGGUCAUUCCAAGUUGAAGGUUUAUGAAUCUUCGUUUAUGCCCUUGUGGGAACACGUUUGUGUCAGCUGCAACUCAUAUUUUGAUACUGAUUGCUACUGUUCUCUCAAAUACACAAUUAUAGUGUAUAUAUAAUCUGUGUGUAAAGUGGCUCGUAAAGUUCUCCAUGUCUGAAUUCUCGCAUCUGUCAAAGUAGCCAAGUGGCUUUCAAGGACAGUGUAAGUUUUACUGAGUACACUACUGUAGUGAAACUGUUGCAAGAAAUGUUUAGGAACGACAUACAUUUGCAUCAAAGUUCUUAUUAGCUGUUCUUUGAACGUGUCUGUGUGUGUGAGUGCUGUGUUGUCAGAGAAUUGGCACAGCAUAAGGAAUAUCAAUAUGAAGGGUUUUUUGGCCUGGAGCAAAAGCCAGUUGAUAGAUCUGACUACUUAUAACAUCCCCAAUACCUUCCACCUAAGGAAAGGGAAUCUGAAAAUUUAUUGCACAAAACAUCAGUUGAAAGCACAAGGCAUCAAAGCAGCAUUGAAAAAGAAAAAAACACUUGAAGAACUGCAGGGGAUCCACAACCCACAUUCAUCUCUUGCACCAAUGCGAACAAAAAUGUCCCUGCAAACCAUCCUGCAAUGAAACCUUGCUAUUUUGUGACUUAGCAUUCAAGUGUAGUUUUCUUUAAAAAAUCUCUGAUAGCAUCUUUCAUCAUUCAAGUGUAGUUUACAAAAAAAAAAAGAAAAUACUAAUAGCACCUUUCAUUUUUCACUUGUGUUCUGUGCUGGGAAUCCUGGAUGUCACUGCCACGUAUACACAGUCUUUUUCUUGUUGGCACACUAGAUCCAUCAAAAAUAUGGGUGAACUUGUGGGGAAGCGUGUCACUAUGGUAUGCAUUACAUGCAGUGUGGAAGGUACGCACCAUGUGAAUGAAAAAAUGCGAAAUGAAGAGUUUUGUUCUGUUAUGUACACUGCUUCUUGUUUUACAAUACUCCUCUUGGUAUGUGUUAUAUCUCUUUGAAACCAACGAAACUUGGAUUUGGUUAUACUACAGCAUUAUACUCCAAUGCAACUGUACCUCAAACAGGAACAUUUCUAUGAACAGCGUUGUUUGUCACUACGCUUUCCAGCCAGCUAGUUAGGACAGAUUGUAUUUUAAGCACAUGGGUAUAUUGAAUGAAUUCACUGGCCCUGUUCUCAUGAGAUCACUUAGAACAAACUGGACGGAGUUAGUAAACACAGUUCACUCACGUAACAAGCUUCGAGCACUAGCUUGGUCCACUUCUGACUGGUUGGGCCUAAGUAGGUUCACCUGCAGAACCCAUGUAAACAACACUUUGGGGAGCACCUAGCUCCUCACAGUAGGAAAAGUGCUCUACAGAUCUCUCUGCACAUCCUUCCUCCUCCUCCUCCUCCUCAUUUUCCAGCCUCUCACCUCCCUUUUCCCUCCUGCUUGGAACGGUCCAUGUAGACACAUCCUGACGCAUUGACAACCAUAGUAACCUCGUGCAUUCUUUUGCUGUUUUGAGCUGUUUGUUGAUGGGACGAGCCUGGUACAUUAUUGCAAAGUUCCACUGCCUGGAAAGCUCUUUUGAGUUAAGGAAUGUGAAAAAGAGAGGCAUACACACAUGUCAAGGCUGAUGAUGGCAGGAUACAUUCAAUGACAUUGCCAACAGAGUCUGAACUCCUUGGCGUGCUGGAUGCAACAUUUGUAAAUAGGUUUAUUUUUACAGAAACAUUUUUGGAAAAUUUUGACAAAUGCUGUACCUUAAAUCUUUUACAAUGGUAGUCCAGAAGCUCUUUUUUUUAUUGUUUUUGGUAACAUAAGCUUGCAAUUAGACAUGCAAUACUACUGUUUUACCUGCUGUCACAGGCUUUACGAAUCAUUGUGCAGAAAAUACAAAGAUGUUUACAGUGCUAUGUUGCUGCUGACUCCCAUAAGUAGAUCACACAAAACUUUACGUGACAUCCUGUACUUUCAAAUUUUAUGUGCUGUGCCAUUAUACAGGCAAGACAAAAAGGUUCCACUAUAUGCCCCCUUACUACAUAUUUCAAUUUGCUUUUGUUCUGCACAGGCAAAACUAACUUCUGGGGAGUGGCGUGAACUAUGACAUGCGGAGGAGAAAUGUUUUUCUUUUCUUACCACUGUCUACAAUGUUCUGAGUGGAAAUGUCAUUUCACCACUGUGUAUAGAGUUACUAUAUGGCGUGUACAUAAUACUGUAAUGGGGAGACAGUAGGUGCACAUAAUUCCAGUAUAGUUAUACGCUUGUAUCAUGUCACAGUAGCAACGUUGUAUACUUUCAUGUACUACUCUCAUUGUGGUUGCAACAACUUUUAGCUGGUGCAAAUCUUCGAUUUUGAUAUUCUGCUGCGUGUGCUCAAGACAAACUACACCUUACAAUGUGUCUAUAUUUAUUCACCAUAUUGUCAGAUGCUUGCUGCCACACAACCGUGUAAAUAGGGCUUGUUCACAGUUGCAUUAACAUGUGGAAGAGCAUCUUCUGCACACUUAAUGUGCUCUCCAUGAACAUCAGGUUCCAGCUGCUCUUGCAGCCACAUGGUCCCCCCACUCACACUGUUAUUUGCUACACUGUCGUUUGUAGUUGAUUUCCAAAAGAAUGCUUUGCAAUAAUGGCUGUGAGAUCCUGUAAAUAUGCUGCUGUAAAUUAUUAAUCAUGUACAUUAUCUCACUGUAUAGACAGACAUUUCAGAACUGGAAUGUUUGCAAGUGUUGAUUAUUUUAAAUGAAAAUAAAGCACUUUGUAUCUGUCUGGUUAAAAUACAAGA
Ornithodoros turicata is the source of this 9471-nucleotide messenger RNA. RefSeq names its product mucin-5AC-like. The record is from RefSeq and is a predicted model, not a curated record. Gene Ontology annotation, biological process: regulation of transcription by RNA polymerase II. Gene Ontology annotation, molecular function: DNA-binding transcription factor activity, RNA polymerase II-specific; RNA polymerase II cis-regulatory region sequence-specific DNA binding; protein dimerization activity. NCBI's taxonomy places the organism in Eukaryota, Metazoa, Arthropoda, Arachnida, Ixodida, Argasidae. The transcript is spliced from 5 exons. The coding region runs from base 161 to 5569 and encodes 1802 amino acids.